Carassius gibelio (silver crucian carp) is the source of this 3251-nucleotide messenger RNA. Its product is annotated as glutamine-rich protein 2-like. Lineage: Eukaryota; Metazoa; Chordata; Actinopteri; Cypriniformes; Cyprinidae. The coding region runs from base 8 to 1429 and encodes 473 amino acids. The record is from RefSeq and is a predicted model, not a curated record. The transcript is spliced from 12 exons.
GGCUCUGAUGGAGGUGGGCGGAUUAAGAGACAGGCACGACAGUCUGGAAGCCCGCGUGGGACAGCUGGAGGCGAACAAGGCUGACCAGACCCAGCUUCAACAUCUGCGUGAUCUUCUCAAUGCCAUGGACGAGAGGCAGGUUCCUGACCAUGUGCCAGAGCAACUGAAUCAUCUGAGGACUCUUGUGGACAGCCUGCUAGCAGAUAAAGAGAAGAGCACUGAUCUGGUGAGUGAUUUAGAGGGAGCCAUACUCCAGCUGCAGUCCAAGUGUGAGAAACUCCACAGAGCAUCCAACCUCCUGAUGGAGGAACAGAGCCAGAAACAAACACACAUCGACCGCCUGCUCAAGAUAGUGGAGGAACUGGAUGAAAAGAAAGCUGACAAGCAAGUGGUGGAACUGGAGAUUGAAAUCAAAGCAGACAAGAGGGCUCUGGAGAGCAAGGUGAGCCGCAUGCAGUUCGACAGCAUGUCCGAGCAGCUCAAUAACAUGUUUCAGGAUCUGCUGAGGAAGAUCAGCGGUCAGGAGCAGGACUGGAACAAGGUGAUCGAGAAGAUCUCCACUGAGAUGGACUGCAAGUUGAACCGGACUGAGCUGGAUCCCCUGAAGAAACAGCUCGAUGAGCGCUGGAGGACCAUUCAUAAGCAUCUGCAGACACCUCCCAUCCCCGAGCAGGACGACGCCGCUGGAUUCAGGAGACAACUAGUGGCCCGGUUUCACUGCAUCUCCUGUGAUCGUCCCGUGGAUAUGAUGACACCAGGACAGCACUUGGUGAGUCUGCCCUCGGCCCCAGGACUGCCCUCUCACAAGUCCAGCCGGCCCUACACUGUGUAUGAGCUGGAGCAGGUGCGACAGCACUGCAGGAGUGAGAGGAUCCCAGAAAUGGCCGAUUACAGUUACCUGUCCCGUAACUGUGGGGGCAGCCACACCCUCACCUACCCCAGCCGCCGCUACACCCGCCUUCAGCACAUCACCCAUCUGAUCCAGAGCGAAGAAGAGAGUCAGCCCGUGUCCUCUGCACCGCCCACACAGGCAGCAGAGGUGGACAUCUUAGGUUUGGAUGGACAGGUCUACAAGGGCCGAAUGAGCAGCAGAACAGUGAGGCUCUCCGAGACAAGAUUUCCCACUAUCUCUCCUCGAGAAGGCAACUGGAAGAGCAGAGACAAGGUCAGCCGUUCACAGUCCCAGAGGUCCAGUGGAGUGGACGCUGGCCGUCGAAGUCCUUCCCGGCCACAGAGUGCCAAGACUCACCGCAGCUGCUCAGCAUCCAGCGCCUCAAUGAAAGAUCGGCCCCAGUCCUCUAUGGACUGUCUGUCCCAAAACGUCCCGCUCCAGACCUCAUUCCAUGACACCACCACAGAGCUGAAAGAAGCACUGGAGCUCCACAGAGAGCUCAACCAAUCAGAAGAUGGGCCGGUGACAUCACUCUAGAGAUCCUCCAAUAGGAGCCGCUCCAUUGUCUGAAUGAAAUGUUUACAGCAGUGCUAUAUGUGAAACAGAAGGUUCCUCUGUAACAUUGAGAAUAUCCAUCUAAGACUUAAUAAAUGUUUUUGCAAUAGCGUCAGUCAUAUUAAAUAUGCAAAACAUUUUUUGUCAUCCAAUGUGAUUCUUAAUUCGCUUUUACAUUCGAAACUCCCUCGCAGUGUUGAUCUGAUGAAUUUGACCCAGUACUUGUUGUUCAGUUCAGUUCAAACCAGAACAAAGUAUCUGGAAUAGAUCCAUGUCUGUUUCACCUCAAAUCUACCUCUUACAACAUACAGCAAUUAUAUCUGUCAGAUUUAUUAUUCAGUUGAAGUAUUACAUUUAUUUCCUUUUUGAACCUUGCCUUACAGCAUCAUGUUAGAAUAGAAAAGGGUCUUGUCCAAACUGGUUUUAUAAAUUUAGAAGCAAGCUGAAAAUUAAUAAAGUAGUCAAACCUGUUCAUUAGAAGGGGGUGUCCCAAUACUUUUGGCAAAAUAGUGUAUGUUUCAGUACUGUGAUAACACCAUGGUCUUCGUUACAGUCAGCGAUCGCACUGAAACUUACACAUGUAUAACGCUUCAGUUUACGAACACUCAUCAUAAGCAUAAUUGAGGUGUUGCCUUAAAGUGAUGUAAAUGUUGAUGUUUUUUUGGAGCGACUAGUGACUCAUUUCAUGACCUUGUGCAUUAAGCUUCAUUGUCACCCCAUUUCCAAUUUGGAUUUUGUCUUGAGAACAAUCUGAGGUCACAGAUACAAAGGUACUCGGUGUACAAUUUUACCAUGUGCAGACCACAAACAUCCUGUAGAGCAUCAUAGACGUCAUUUCCAAAUUACUGACACAGGGUUUCAUAGAAAGAAAAAAAAAAAUCACAUAUGGUUGACAAGGUAAAAAUAUUGUAAUUGACCAAUGUUAUUAUUCUGAUGUAAAAUGGUAAUAUAUGAUAAAAAUCAAAUAAUGGUAAUAUUAUAUACACCAUGUUACUGUACACCAUGAAACUCAUUUUGUAAAGGCCUGUAAAUGCAAAAAAUGAUAGGUUUAUGCAGAAAUGUCAAUCUUGCCAUUAUUCCAAUGCAAUUCCAAUCCAAAAUUGCUUCUUUCGUGGAAAAUAAAUAAUAUAUUUAAUUUAACAAAGAUAUUAGGUGCAAAAUGUCAAAACUGGUUUGUGUUACACAAAGUGAAUGUGGGGCGGAUACUGGGCACUGUCAACAACAAUAAAUAAUAUAAAAUAAACCAUCAAAAAGUCUUCUGAAGUCUUCAGUCGAAAGUUGUAUAUCUCAAAUCUCAUUUACUUUUUUGUGUAAUUCCUGUUAAUCAAUAAUGUGAGAUGCAUAAAUUGUUUAUUAAACCAUUUUGUUUAAGUUCAAUGGUACAAUUUAACAGAGAAUGGAUUUACAAACCAUUUCCAAAUUCUGUUUCCGCUUGCGUUGAAGUUACACAUAUUUCGUCCCCUUGGAAUUAUAAGGUUCUAUCUGACAUUUUUGUCAAAAUUGAGUUAUUCACAUAUUCUUAUUCUGUGUCAAUUUAUUUACAUUAUGUGAUGUUUUAUUUUAAGUUUUGUACAUUUUGGGAUUUUUUAUUGAAAAAACAAAAAGGUUCUAUCUACAGAAGUCUAUGGAACACAAAAACUUUGAAGCUCAAUAUCUCAAAACUACUGAGAACGCAGAUAGAACCUUACAAUUCCAAGGGGACGAUAUGACAAUUUAACCAAGAAUGUGUAAACAACUCAAAUGUGCAAAAAUGUACACAAAUUCAAUUCAGUGUGACAAAUUGCAAAGUGAUGGAUUUAUGAAU